Molecule: messenger RNA, 1100 nt
Organism: Heterobasidion irregulare TC 32-1
Lineage: Eukaryota; Fungi; Basidiomycota; Agaricomycetes; Russulales; Bondarzewiaceae
Product: glycoside hydrolase family 53 protein
Exons: 6
Coding region: 4-1029 (341 amino acids)
Biological process (GO): pectin catabolic process
Molecular function (GO): glucosidase activity
Source: RefSeq, a predicted model, not a curated record
GCCAUGAUAUGCUAUCUGCUGCUCUCCUGCAUUUUCUUUGCACACUCCCUCGCGCUGACUUACAAAGGAGCAGAUCUUUCGUCAAUCCUGCUCGUCGAAAGUCAAGGCGUGAAGUACACCGAUGGUGGACCGGCUAAGCCGUUCGAGACAAUUCUCACGUCUCACGGCUCCAACACCGCCAGGAUCAGAGUAUGGACGACUGGACAGUAUGACCUUCAGUAUGGGCUCAAGCUGGCGAAGCGGGUGAAGGCGGCUGGGAUGACGCUCAUCGUAGACCUGCAUUACAGCGACACUUGGGCCGAUCCGGGGCAUCAGUCUAUUCCUUCAGGCUGGCCGACCACUUUAAGUGGGCUGAACACCCAGAUAUAUACAUACACCAAAGACGUUGUGAAGCAAUUCUCGGACCAAGGAACGCCCAUCGAUAUCCUGCAAGUUGGGAACGAAAUCAACAACGGCCUACUCUGGCCAGUCGCAGAAAUAUCUGUGAAUGGCAUCAAUCCUGUCUCGCAGCUUCUGCACUCAGCUAUCAAUGGCGCGAAAUCCGUCGCCUCACCGAAGAUAUUGAUUCAUCUGGCCAACGGCUGGGACUGGUCCGGGCUCUCAUCCUUCUUCUCGGGCGUCUUCAUUCAGGGCGCUCUUGCUACAUCGGAUGUCGACAUCAUCGGCGUGUCCUUCUAUCCAUUCUACGACUCCGGAGCGACCCUAGCGGCUCUGAAGUCCUCAUUGACGAACCUUGCUAACACGUAUGGAAAGCCAAUCGUGGUCGCCGAGACAGAUUGGCCGGUAUCAUGUUCUGGCGUUUCGUUGACGGAACCCAGCAUUCCAGUCUCUGUUGCAGGACAGCUGACAUGGAUCACGGAUAUCAAAAACGUACUGUCUGGGCUGCCGAAGGGCCUGGGACAAGGCAUAUUCUACUGGGAACCUGGUUGGAUUGGGAAUGCCGCCUUGGGGUCCGCCUGUUCGGAUAAUUUGCUGGUGUCGUCGUCUGGCGCGACCAGGUCAUCGAUUAAUAUCUUCAAGAACAUGUGAUCCUACGCUUGUUUGCUAUGGAAAUUGGAUGCAGCGAUGUUCUUGACUUCAUUACAUUUCUUUUAAGUGUC